UCUCGGAUUUGGGUGGCACAAUGUAAGGUCUUGUGACCAAGAAAGAGCAGGAUCAAGUUAAAUCCAGGUUUUACAUUUUCCCCGUUUAAGAAAGUAAGGCUUCGACAUUUCCUGUCUGCGAAGUGGUGCAGUUUAUCUUUAAGGAGGCUAGAGAAAUAAGAAAUGAGUCUCACGUUGCAUGGGUGACAUCACUGGCUUUUGGCUCCAUGCUCUGUAUUCUCUGUCUGUAGGCUUUAGCCAAGGCUGCAGGGCUCAGUGUUUGAACAAGGCAAGAUUCCCAGGUGUACGGAAGAUUGGAUUCACUCUUAUUUGGGUUAAAAACGGUGAAAUGAGAUUUCUAAAGCUCACGGACUCCAGCUCGCCUUCUGUUGCUUUUGAUUUCUACAAGAUGGGUGAGUUAUUCCCACUAGAGAGAAAGGGAGUGGAAAUUUAAGGAGAAAAAAAGAAUAUGUCUGAAUAUAUAUCUGCUGAUGCUGGGGAUACGGUUCAUAUGAAGCUGCUGAGCUAAAAACCUCAGCCCCUACGUGGAGAGCAGGCCAUAUGGCAGAGAAAUGGUGCAGACCGAAAGCUGUUGACAACUGUUAGGGGCUGCUUUCCCCUCCCCGCGUAAGGUGUGUAGCUUUUUUUCCUCCCCCCCCGGUUUGUUUUGGUUUGAUUUCCCCCGACCUCCCCUCCCCGUUCCCGAGCAUCCUCUCAGCCAGCCAUCGCUCUGCCUGCCUGCCUUCAUCUUGCAGAUGGUUAACGUGCCCGUGUGUUAGGAAAACUGUGCACAACAAACCGAGGCGGCGGUGACGAAGGAAGCCGUUCAGAUACCGGCGGAAGGGGGUGGAAGAAGGAUGCUGGGGCCGAGGACCGCUUCCAGAGCUGCCUAGCAGGAGGUGCACGCUCCCCGCUCCGUGGCAGCGGAUCCGGAGGCCCCCGCGGCUCCCUUGGUGCCUCUCGCCCUGUCUGGGUGCAGACAGCCGCCGUGCUCGCUGCCACAUCAGGGAUUUGGGGUGCUCGGGCUACGGCUGGCCAGGGAAGGGGUCAUUGCACGAGGCUGCCCUGAUGCCAGCGCAGACAACGGGACCGGCCGAGUGAACGGCGAGGCUGGCGGAGAGGAGCUGAGGUGUCUCGGAAGCCAGGAUGCCGGCUAAAGUCUGCUAAGGGAGAAACCUGUGCAUGCCUGCAUUUCCAGUCACAGCCGGGGAGCUUGCGUUUCAGCCUCGAUUUAAAGCAGCAGCAGCAGCAGCAACAACAGAUUGCUCGCCCUCCUGCUCCCUCCUUUUCGACCCGCUUUAAACCCAAGCCAGCGAGCGACCGUCCGGAUGAUGCUCUUGCUGGGCUGCUGACAAAGAAAAGGCAAGUCACCCCUCUUGAACCCGGGACAGCUGCCCGCCUGCCUCAACGUGGGAGACUGCUGGCUGCUGAACUUUUCUGUCCUGCGAUGCUGGGCUGAACCUCCGGAUCUGAAAGCCAUCCCUCCUGUAUUUCCCAGCUGGUCAGACUGAAAGAGAUUAAUGGACUGAUCAAACAGCCGUAGCUUGCGAGCCUCGUCGGGGGGGUUGCUCCUUCAGCCCCCUUAGCUCGGGUGCUCGUGGCGAGGGCAACAGGACACCUUUGCAUAGGCGGGUCACCGGCUCGCUCGAGGUGGGAGGCUGUGUUUCUCCUCGCCAGGUCUCCUCCGCAGAGGAGCAGAGGCAGAUGAGCCCCCAGGACUGCCCCCAGGGCAGAACUUUGUAGCGCUCCAGGCGUCCCCCCCGCAGCGUGGAUGUGAGCCGCACGAGUUGGGGAUGUCUGAGGCAGCCUCUGCCGAGUGACACCCAGCAGCUGCUCCGGAGGAUUCGGCGUGGUCUCACGCUCAAGGGCUCUGCCUGUUGUGAAGAUGCCCAUGGUGUUUCUGUGAAGCUGAGGUAUGGCUGCUGGAAGGUUGCUGCUGUAUGCUGGCCUCUCUUUAGCUCUGUGUGCCCUGGGCAUGCUGGCUGUGGCGAUCUGCUCUGACCAUUGGUACGAAACUGAUGCCAGGAAGCACAGAGAGAGGUGCAAGAGCAUCACCACUAAGAGAAAUGAUCCUGGCUUCAUAUAUAACUCCAACAACAACCUGCCUCUCAGGGCCAGCAGGUCGAGGUUGGACCGCUGGGAAGGGAAACUCCUCUUGGCAAGGAACAGGAGGCAGAUCUUUGCCAUGAGCGCAGUCGAUGAGUGCAACAGACAGUACAACUCAACCAACAUGGGGCUCUGGAGGAAAUGCCACCGGCAAGGGUUCGACCAAGAGCUGGAGGAGCUGAUUGCCAAAGGAGCAAUUGAGCGGUGCACGUACAUCAAGUACCACUACUCCUCAGCGACCAUUCCCAAGAACCUCACCUACAACAUCACCAAGACAAUCCGCCAGGAUGAGUGGCAUGCCUUGCAUCUGCGCAGGAUGACAGCUGGCUUCAUGGGCAUGGCCGUGGCCAUCAUCCUGUUUGGAUGGAUUAUCGGGGUGCUGGGGUGCUGCUGGGAUCGAGGCCUUAUGCAGUAUGUGGCGGGGCUUCUCUUCCUCAUGGGAGGAACCUUCUGCAUCAUUUCACUGUGCACGUGUGUGGCUGGAAUCAACUUUGAGCUCUCCCGUUACCGCUACCUGUACGGACUUCCCGACGACAUCAGCCAUGGCUAUGGCUGGUCCAUGUUCUGUUGCGUGGGGGGCCUGGGCCUCACUCUUAUCUCUGGCUUCUUCUGCACCCUGGCCCCUUCUGUCCAACCUGUCCCCAGGACCAACUGCCCCAAAUCUAGACCUGAGAAUGGGACAGUGUGCUAAAACAAAUAGCAAACAAAUACACACACACACACACGUAUAUAUAUAUAUAUGUCUAUGUAUACCGAUACAUGCAUAUAUAUGUAUAUAAUUAUAUAUAUAUAUAUAUAAUCUCAAAUUAACGCCAGUGCCAAGGUAGAGCUGAGUCCAACACGGCACUCACAUCUCCACCGGACUCUGUGUUGCUUCGUUCUUUCUCACAGAGAUGGGAAAGCUUUUCUCUCACGUGGCUCUUCCAUCCAACUCUUAACUUCAGCAUCAUACCUUAGAGGCCGAAUGAACAUACUGUCGCACCUACCAGCUGCCACCCGGGAAGGAGGAGAGGGGCUCCAUGGGGGGAUCUGGAAACAGAUUCUGUACAGGACGUGGGUGGGGGGGACAAAAGGCCUGUCCAUUGCAGCCAGAAAGGAAAAUGCAAACAGAAAGCAAAGAAACAAAUUAAGCGUUUGAGCCACCUCUACAAUGUACCUCCUCAAUGUACCUUUCCUGUCAGAAACCCACCCACUUUCUUUUUCUUUCUUAUAACAAAAUGACAGAAGCCUACCCUGUUUGUUUUCUUUCUUUUUUCUUUUUCUUUUUUUUUUUUUCUUUUCUUUUUGGUUUGGGGAUCUCUUUUUUUUUUUUUUUUCUUUUUUUACUUACAACACAGAUAACAAAAUGGACAGAAGAUGUGGGAAAAAGCAAAAAAACAUUUUCUCUUUCCUGCCAAACUUUAGAAAGAAGCAAGCAGAUGAAAAUAAUAAUAAUAAUAAUUUAAAAACAGGAUCUUAUGAAAUAAAAACAGAAAACAAACAACAACAACAACAACAAAUAUGAGGACAUCUCAGCGGACUCUCCAACAACACGGUUUUAAUCUUCCAGCUGCCUUACAUCCAGGCUUACAACUGAGGCUGAACUGCUAAUGUAAACGCAGUCGAAGGCCUUCUGAAAAUGCUGUGAUACAUGUGUGUAUAACUUUUUCUUCCCUCUUCUUCUUUUAUUUAUUUAUUUUUAAGAAAAAGAAAAAUUUAAAACAUUGCAGUGUGAUUGUCCACUGCACCAUCCAUGCUGUGUUUGUGGCCCAAGACUGAGGCAACCGCAGAAGCGCGAGGAAAGCCGUCAGGUCUGAGGCAGCGUGGCUCCUCUGGAGGAUUUCUGGAUGUUUUUGCUUUUCAUGGAGCAUCUGAGAGUUCAGGAUGGCGGAUGCAAGGGAAGACUGACCAGGGAGAAGGGAGGUGGGGGGAGCCGUGGCAAUUGUUCCUCCCAGUUAUCUACUGGAUUGGGAUUUCAUUGAGUUUCCGUUUUGGAUGUUUGAGAAAACUGGGCAAAAGCCAUUGCCAAGGAGAAAAGGGGAGCUAAUGUCUGUAAGGGAAAAGUAAGAGACGCCUCUUGCUGUGUUCAUGUAUGCCAAAUGAGACGUUCCCACAUCUUGUCUUUGCAAACCACCCCAGUUCACUGGACAUCUCCACUCUCCAUCUGGGAGAACUGUGUACAGAUGAAAGGAAGGGUCAGGUGCAGAGAACGGAGAUCCAUUUCCCAUGAGCUCAAGCUUCGUAUGGUAUAAUUGUGAAUCCGUAAAUGGGACUCUCUCUCUCUCUCUCUCUCUCUCUCCUUUGGUCUUUCUCUUUUUCCCUCUACUCCUCUUCCCAUUGCCUCCUUUUCCCUUUGCUCUGCUCUUCCCAUCCUUCAGGCCACAGAUCCCAGAAGAGCUAACUGAACGGAUAAGGGGGAUGAGCGCCUUUGGGGGAAGCAAAGCAUUUUGGCUGCAAGGGCAGCAGCUCUGUGCAGGGGAACUGUGGCUGAGGGGAAGGUGGGUGUAGGGCCAGAGGGAGCUGGGAGAGGUGACUACUGGGUGGCCGUGUGCAGGAGUGGUGGCACCACUGACAAAUGCAAAGGGAGGCAGGGUAAAGAAAAAAAAAUCCCCCUCCCUAACAACCCAACCCAACAUGCUCUUAAUUCAGGGAUAGUUCCAGCAAUCCUUUCUUACACACAAUAACUGCAUGCCAUCAGUCCUCAUCAGUCAAUAAAAAGCAUCCCCUGAGUCUACAAAAACUCACCAGGAGAAGGAGGCAACCUGUUGAAACUGUGCCUGCUGCACAGAAAUAAAGGCAUUAAUCUCCAGAUCAUGCUGUUUACACAACUGGCAAGAAACAGUGUUUUGUCUUGUUAAAAAAAAAUCCAACCAACAUCUAAUUGUUAUGUAGCCCAGUCGCAUAGCCAGCCAUUCCCCUUCCAGGCCUACUUCCCCUCCCUGUUACACCUUGUGUGAUGAUGUUGCUUUAUUAACAGUGCCCGAAGAAAUCAAGUUUCUGAAGGGCAUUUUGGAGUAGGCUAGAUUUGGUUUUCUUGCACUCUUGCUCAGCUACUUAGCUUUUCUCUUCUCUGGUUUACAAAUUCCUGAGACACGCCAAUGCCAGCUGCCAAGUCAGUGUGUUGCCACUGAAAUGCCAAUCCUGGCAAGCAAAGUUUGGUCAUUUCAUUCUCCAUUAGAUCUGACUGGAGAAACUAAGUAUUUAUUCAUGUCGAAAAUGUAAGCUUUUUGAAGAAACUUUCUUUUAGAGUAGAUUGGAUUUUUUUUUUCCUGGCAAUGUUUUCAAACAGAGUGGUUUUGAAAAGCUUUGAAACUGAACAUGCAAGUGCCCACUAGGCAAGGAGGCUGAUGAGUUACCAUUGGGCAGAAGGCAAUUAAAGCUAAAAACAGCUCUUGGAAAGCUAAAUUACAACUGAAUGCAGACAACCAAACACUGAAUACCAAAAGGGACCUGUAAAAAAAAUUUGUGAAAAAUUUCAAAAUAUGAACAAUUCUGAGAAAAAAAAAUCUCACAAAGGUGUUAAUGCUUUAGAAAACUGGUAAUUGAUUAAAACAUCUUUGAACACAAACUUUCCUCCUCCUCUGUAGUUCUGAGUGCAUUAGGGAAACUGUUUCAUGUGAAUACUGACGCCUGGAGUGACCUGGGUCAACUGAAGUGCACAGAGGUUUCUAGCUGGUGUCCACCAUCAAGCCCUGUGGCACGGAAAGCAGCACGAGAGCUGGUGUGAUGAUGCCUCGUGUUAUCCCUGACAAUGCACAGGGUGUGUUCUCUUACAGGUGGAGUUUGGAAAGAGGUAUAGCAGUGAGAUUUAAAGCAAUGGAAGGCAUUUUGCUGUUUCAUGGCCUCUCACAUCUUCUUUCUGCGGCUGGCAUGAAAGUAGCUCUGCUUCGAUGAAGUGUUCUCUGAAGGUGUUGGUUUACAAGCUGUAUACACGCUGAGUGUUGGUCUGUGCAUGGCAAUGGUGGAAGAGAGGUUUAUUUUUUCCUUACAGCAGAGAAGUGUUAACCCUGGAUCUUUAGGCCAGGUCUGGGAUUUUCCACUCGCUAUAGCACAGGCUCCCUAAGGCCUGUGUGAGUAUGAAGCGUGUUAAAAACUGUGGGUGUAAGUGCCUGAAGCAGCAGGUGAAUGCAUAACCUUAAUCUCAAGCUGGAUCCCUAAAGGACCAUUUGUCCAAGCACCAGUUCUCUCAUCUUGCAGGGCUGACUCAAAAGACAUCCAGAUCCAGAUUUGUGACAGUUCGUGUCUCCAUCUCUCCUGAGCCAAAGCACACUCCCAUCUAGUCUGAAUUUCUGCAUUUUGGGGAGGCUUUGAAAUGCCUUUCUGAGCAGAGAUUCAAGCGUUUUGACUAGUGUCUGGUUUUCUAGUUUGAGCAGUAGUUAGAAGUCUGUCAGCUGUGGUCCCCACGUUAAGGGGCUUGACCCAGUCUCUCUGGUCUGCCUCGGUGAGGUGUUGAAGCAUGUGCUUUACUUCAAGCAUGUGACUGAUCCCAUUCACUUUGGUAGAGUAUUCAUAUGCUUAAAGUUAAGAAUGUACUUUGCUGGGUGAUGUUCAGCUUCCCGCAGAGUCCAGCCCCCGUCCUUGUUUUCCUACCCUGUCUUUGUGGAUAAUGUGACACCCUUGUCCUAGCCUGAUGUGUCAGUGGGUGCUCGGACUCCCUCUCUCCACAGGAAGCAGUCCCAGGGGAGCGGUUCUUGUACUCCAGUUCUUGUACAGGGGGUUGUCCCGUGACGGCAGGGAGUUAGCUACAAGGGCUUCUGCUGUCCAUCCCUGCCAGGGUACUGUGUAGGUGAGGGAGCUACGUGGCAGGAGUCCAUGUGCUCUGUGUCUUCUGGACUGUGUAGGACACCUUCUUCAAGCUAAAGCUGUUUGCGUGUUGAAAUUCCUGACUCAUACUGGCCACCUGUAUAUAUCUCUCUCCUUCUCCUUCUCUGCAAACACACAACUGAUCUUCCCUGAUCUGAAGAAAAUAGUACUUCAAGUUAUAUUUCUGGCUGGGCUUUCUUUUUCUUUCAUUCUACCCCAGGGACAGUCACAAGUGGAUCACAAGUCACCGGUGACCAGAGCAAUUUCUUUGAAUUACUGCUUUUGAAAAAAUGUCAUUACUUUUGAAAAUGUUAUGCCAGCUACAGUAACAAAUGAAAGGAAAAAGAAAACCAAAAAACCCUCAGAAUCCUCUAAGCAGAGGGCCCUAUCCUCCCAGGAGAGACCUGCGAGAGUGCAGGUGUUCUGCUUUCCUGUAGAUGCGAGUCAUUUGGGAGCACUUUUAGCUGUGGCAUGUUCGCUGUGUGGUUCAUCAGAUGAUGAAUAAAACAGCACCGGUAAGGGAGAGGAUUGAAAUGCAGGGGAUAUCUCAGGUUCCCAAGUGUUCCUGGAAGACUGUCUCUCCAUGGCUGUCCAUUUACCCACCAUGCAGCACCUCCGAACCAGGCUCAUCCCCGGAGCCCCACUGAUAAGCAGAGCUCAGAAGAAAAUCACUGUAAUCUGUCCUUAAUUCUUGAGUGCCAAGCUAACUGCCAGGACUGAAAUGGAGAGGAAAUAAUAUCUUACCAAGUAUAGCUUAAAUAAAGACGUGCAUUAUUCAGGUUCUUUCUUCUUUGUGUCUUUACAUAGGCGUAGAAGGGCUAUAGGGGAGCUCAGGCACAUUCACACAAACCAGACCCGUGUAUCAACACUGCAUUUCCUUGCCCCCAGGUUUUGCACCCUUCCAUGGCCCAAUCCUGUUGUGCUCAUCCAGUCAGCAAGGGAAGACUCAAGGUGAAAAACUGAGACAGUUCUGAAUGAUUGCCAGGCACCACGGACAGACAAGGAGCAAAAAGUGUGCAUGAGGCACGUAAAGGUUAGUGAUGAGUGAAUAUCCAAGAUCAGGAGCUAAGUUUCAAGAAACCUAAUUUCGUUGCCGACUUCAGGCUCUCCAUAAGAUCUUGAUUCUGUCAGUCUGAGCUGGAAAGCUCAUAAAAACAGGACUUAACUCAACACUUAGAGCCCCCCAGUUUCCAGUAACAGCCAGGAAUAUAAUGCGUCUGAUUCAUAUUCUGUAGAAGCCCAUAGGAAGCUUCGCCUUGGCUCCAGUGAGUUUUGGAUCAGAUGCCUCAAAAAAUAUCUUAGUGCUGUCCUGGUUAGCACUGAAAAUGAAAUGCAUACUCACACAUAGACAUCUAACAUUUAGCUUUAGAAAGAAAUCAGUUUGUUUUGUUUUGUGAUUUAUGGUUUCCAUCCUGUCUGCCUCAUUGUCUCCCAAAAUCACUAAUACCCCAAUCCUAUAGCUUUCUUCAGAGCCAAUGCUAGAGAUUGUAACACUUUUUAGAACAAAGAGCCUACUGCUGGUGCCAGUGGGCUCUGACAAGCUUCCUGUUGACAUCAGUGGGAGAACUGGAGCCUGAUACAAUGCUGUCACUUUAAUUGCAGUGUGCCUUGCACAUAUUUAGGAUUUAACUUGGAGAAAGGGCCUGGAUGACUGCCUCAAUAUAGGCCCCAAGAGGGAAAUGAAAUGUUGGUCCCCUUAAGUAAAGCACUCCAGAAUCACAGAUCAAUUGUCCUUCCUUGCUCAGGGAAGACUGGCAGUGAAAAUAACUGAGACUCAGAGAGGUUAUCUCCAGAGGAAGGUAGGGAGAGACAAAAAAAAGAAACCAAGCACCAGUUGCUAUAGGUCAAACCUGAUGGGCAUUGGCUGAGUUACAUGAGGACGAUCCAAUGUCACCCACAGCAUCAGCAGCCUGAAUUGUCAGUCCCUGCCAGGGCAGGGACUUUUAUAUUUUUCUUUUACUGAUUAACACUCCUGCAGAGUGGCAGAAUACAACUUCAAAAGUUUUCUAGUGUAGGGUGUGUAUACAUGGACACCCUCACUCCCCCCCCUUCCUUAGGCACACACACAUAUACAUACCCUGCAUGAUGUGGGUGCUAGUAACCUGUAAAUACGUGUACUAUAUGGAGAGGAAAUACAUUGCAAAAUGCAGCAUAAUACUUUAUUUUCUAUUCUUUUGUACUUAACUCAGGAGUUGCAAUGCAAUUCAGGUGUUAGGUUGUGUGUGCAGAUCACACAGAAGCUAUCUGCUAAAGAGAAGUGGGGAGGCACCACACAGCUGGGAUGAACUGGAUAUUCACCACUAGAGUGUGUUUGGAUAUUUAGGAAAGAGUUGCCAAUGUUGUUCUGAUCCCAGAGGCGCAGGGAAAGGAAGCAGCUGAGACACACGUCUUUCUGCCUGCCUGCUUUGCCUUUGGACAGAUACAUCCAGCAAAAAGGGGGACAGGAAACAGCUCAGGGCAGUAACAUCCUGAAACAUCGCAGCAAGACUUUCCAGAGCUGACCAUCAGUGCUCUUAAAUAUGGGGUUUCUACAUACCUACUUCUGUAUCCAGCCAGUCCGAGCUAGCAAUUCUACCUCCGAAAAUGCAGUUGUGCCCACAAGUCCUUACUACCUUCUAGUGCUACAGACCUUGGCAGUAAACACUGCCAGUGUGGUACAACUGGGAUUCGCUUUCUGAACUGUAAGGCUACAGGCAAAUAAAAUUGAAAUCCCGUCAGGACAGCCUUGGUAUUUGCAAGACUGGCUCUUGCAACCCACUGUUGCAAGGUGUUUCUCUAAAACAGAUGGUCUGUGUUCAUAUUAGUCACAAGAGAAAAAAUUGCACCAUAUCACCUCCAGCUCAGAAAAGUUUGCAAUCCCCUAAGGUAGAAAUCCUGCUGUACUGAGAGGCAGCGCCGUGCUGCCUGAGUCUUACUUCUGUCUUCUGCAGAGGGCUCGUGCGGUCUGCUGGCAGCACCACGACCACAGGUAAUGCUGCCCAGUGCAGCAGGGAGCUUCACAUCCCCAUGGCUCCGUGCCCUACCUGAGGCAAUGGAGCACAGGAAUACCGCUGCAAAGGCAAUUCCUUUCAAGUGGCCUUGUUGUUUUGCCAGCUGGUCGGAAAUUCCCAAACAGCAACAGCAAUUCUGGAAGAGUCAUGUCUUCAAAAAGCUGUUGACCUGCGGGUUUCGCUCCAGUUUCAAACCGAUGUAGACACCAAGGAGCAUCAAUCAGAUUGGGCUCAGCCUCCUGGGGUCUGGUGCACAAAAGAGCUGCAGCAUCCAAUUCCUGUUCAGGCAGUGAAUAGGAGUAAAACACUAAAUGCUCUUGGUGCUGAUACAAUUUAAAAAAAAAAAAAAACA
Molecule: messenger RNA, 10209 nt
Organism: Cygnus olor (mute swan)
Lineage: Eukaryota; Metazoa; Chordata; Aves; Anseriformes; Anatidae
Gene: TMEM178B
Product: transmembrane protein 178B
Cellular component (GO): membrane
Source: RefSeq, a predicted model, not a curated record